AUGCGUUCUCAUGUUGCGGAAUGUGGAAAAUGGGAUGUCCUCGAAUUGCGCACGACAAAUGCUGCUGAGGCAUAUCACAGGCGCGUUCUCCCACCUUUUGAGGAAUUACUGCAGUGCAUACAACUAUUGAACACGGAGGCACUCGGAUUGCUGCUGCACAUGAGAGAUAAUCCUCGAUUAACCAGACCCCUUCGGAGAAAGGACCGACUGCGAAGGGAGAAGAUUGCAGAAGCGAUAGAGAAAUUUAAAAUAGAAUGGCUUUCAAGUGCCAGCAUGAACACGCAAACGAUAAAUAAAUUUUGUCGCAGAAUGUCUCGUCAUGUAACUGAGAAAAUUGUUUAG
Necator americanus (New World hookworm) is the source of this 342-nucleotide messenger RNA. RefSeq lists its product as uncharacterized. Bases 1 to 342 code for a protein of 113 amino acids. The transcript has 4 exons. Lineage: Eukaryota; Metazoa; Nematoda; Chromadorea; Rhabditida; Ancylostomatidae. The record is from RefSeq and is a predicted model, not a curated record.